Dioszegia hungarica is the source of this 2214-nucleotide messenger RNA. Its product is annotated as putative ATP-binding cassette transporter. The record is from RefSeq and is a predicted model, not a curated record. NCBI's taxonomy places the organism in Eukaryota, Fungi, Basidiomycota, Tremellomycetes, Tremellales, Bulleribasidiaceae. Gene Ontology annotation, biological process: transmembrane transport. Bases 1 to 2214 code for a protein of 737 amino acids. The transcript is spliced from 15 exons. Gene Ontology annotation, molecular function: ATP hydrolysis activity; ATP binding; ABC-type oligopeptide transporter activity. Gene Ontology annotation, cellular component: membrane.
AUGAGUGUCGUUGGCCUGGCAAGUUGCCGGGUCAAUUCUACCACGUUCCCCCGCUUGCUUUCCCCUCCAACGACAUCUCAGGCGAGAAUAUCGGGCCCAUUAGGGUUCUCGCGGUAUCGAUCCCGGCAUGACCUAUCCCCUUCUCAUCCUCAAUCCUGCCGUCCCUCAUCUUCGACAUCCGCCCUCUCACCCCGCCGACUAACAUCCUCACGAACGAUACCUAGCGCCUUCUUUCGCUCCAACUCCUCUUCGUCAGGCUCGUCGGUGUCGAAGAAGAGCAUCGCCGAGGAGGCACACCCCUCGUCCACGCUCUAUUCCACCCCAAAUCCGCCUCGGUCGAUCAUCGACCGCAUCACGUCGACCUUUGCGCUCUCGGACAAGGCGCAAGAUACAGGUGGGAGUAGUGUGAAGAAGCUGGUACAGCUAGCGAAGCCGGAAGGGAGGCAGCUGGGUAUCGCUGUUGGACUGCUAGUGGUAUCGAGCGGUGUAUCGAUGCUUGUACCCCUGACUGUCGGAAAGCUGAUAGAUUUCUUCUCGACUGGUGGUACCACCUUCCUCGGUCUCUCUUUCCCCGUUGCAGCUGCAUUUCUGGCACUGACGUUCUGCGUCGGGGCGGCAUGCAAUGCUGGACGAUCAAUAAUCAUGCGUUUGUGUGGGCAGAGGAUCAUCGCUCGAGUCAGAAAUCAAGCAUACCUUUCAGCCCUGCGUCAGGAGCCCGAAUUUGCUGAUCGAAGCGCUGGCGAUAUCGUCUCUCGCUUGAGCGUUGACACCAGCAUCCUGGGUGACAGUGUGACUAGCAACUUGAGCGAUGGUCUGAGGGCACUCAUCUCGGCUACUGUUGGUGUUGCGGCGAUGUUCUGGAUAUCUAGCAAGCUCACACUUGUGAUGCUCUGCGUUGUACCACCAAUCUCAAUCGGAGCUGUCUUUUACGGACGGUAUCUGAGGAAGUUGUCGAAUCUCACCCAAGAGGCUAUUGGGGACAUGUCAAAGACCGCCGAGGAGAAGCUCAACGCGUUCAAGACGGUUACCGCGUACAACUCUCAAAUCACCGAAGGGAGGGUGUUCUCCGCCAAAGUGAACGAGGUGUUUGGAUUGGCGAAGAAGGAGGCGUACAUGUCGGGCAUAUUCUGGGGGAUGAGCGGGCUGACGGGGAACUUGGCCAUGCUAUGCUUAUUGGGUUACGCGGGUGGACAUCUCGUUUCGCACGGCGAGAUCACUGUUGGUGAUCUGACCUCGCUGCUCAUGUACAGCGCUUACGUCGGCGGCUCCGUGUCUGGCUUGACCGGCUUCUUUACCGGCCUGAUGAAGGGCGUCGGCGCAGGCGGGCGCGUGUUUUGGCUCCUCGACCGUCAAUCCGCGAUCCCUCUCGGUGUUGGCCAGAAGGUUCCUCUUUCUCGGAAUGGCGCGAUCCGAUUCCAGGAUGUCAAGUUCACCUAUCCUAGUCGAAAAGAAGUGGAAGUCUUGAAAGGGGUGACAUUCGAGAUCAAGCCGGGGACCUGUGUGGCUCUAGUCGGAUCAAGCGGCAGCGGCAAGACUAGCGUCCAGCAGCUAAUCAGCCGAUUCUAUGACCCCACUGGUGGAUCUGUCGAGUUCGACACUGACGAUAUCCGUUCUUUCGAUGUCGAGUCAUGGAGAGACCGCAUUGGCAUAGUCUUCCAAGACCCCAUACUAUUCGCCGGAUCAGUCCACGACAAUAUCGCAUAUGGCUCACCGAACGCUACACGUAGGGAGGUAGAGGAGGCAGCGAGGCAGGCAAAUUGCGAGUUUAUCUGGGACCUGCCGCAGGGCUUUGACACUCAAAUUGGAAAAGCCAGCCUAUCUGGCGGCCAACGUCAGCGCAUCAGCAUCGCCCGUGCUUUGGUCAAGAAGCCUUCCAUACUGCUCAUGGACGAAGCUACAUCUGCGCUCGACUCUGCUUCCGAGACCGCUGUCAAUCGAGCCAUCGACGCUAUCGUUCGAGAUCAGAACAUAACAGUUAUCCUCGCUGCCCAUCGAUUAUCGACAAUUGCUCAAGCUGAGCAUGUCAUCGUGCUGGAAGGUGGGGUAGUAUCUGAACAGGGGUCGUAUGCCAUCCUGUCAAGAAGAGAAGGAAGUCGGUUCCGGACUUUGAUGGCUGCUCAGCUCUUGCUCGAGCAGUCGGGCGAUAAGAGGCGAGAAGCCUCAGUGGCUUCGGCCAGGGAGAAGGAAAGGAUCGAGCUCGCCAAUGCCGCAUAA